This is a messenger RNA of Cephus cinctus (wheat stem sawfly), 2061 nucleotides long. RefSeq names its product pickpocket protein 28. NCBI's taxonomy places the organism in Eukaryota, Metazoa, Arthropoda, Insecta, Hymenoptera, Cephidae. Gene Ontology annotation, biological process: sodium ion transmembrane transport. Bases 189 to 2030 code for a protein of 613 amino acids. Gene Ontology annotation, cellular component: membrane. Gene Ontology annotation, molecular function: ligand-gated sodium channel activity. The record is from RefSeq and is a predicted model, not a curated record. The transcript is spliced from 12 exons.
GCUUUAAAUACCAUCCCCGACUAUACGCUGUUAAUGAGAAACCUUCGGUCUCGGCAGUUGGAAAGCUUCGCUUUAUUUGGUUGGAUGUACAAUAUAAUUAGUCGGAGGUUGUAAUUGUGAAAAUUUCAAAAUACUUGCUAUGGUGACAUCAUUUAUAUAAAAAAGAUUCAGGCAUUGAAGAAAAAGAAAUGUAUAACACUGGAAGGAAUAUACAUAAAAAUGGUAAUUGGCAGUUCCGUCAAUCAGAAAGACCAAAAAAAUUUGGUAGACCAAUUAUGCGCAACGGGAAACUUGAUUUUCGCAAUUACUGUGAGAACACAAGUCUUCAUGGGUUUCGCUAUAUAAUAAUGUCGAAGUCGAGUAUUUGUGAAAAAUUGAUUUGGCUUGUGAUAUGCUGCUCAGGAUUUGCCUUUAGUGUCUUCAUGAUGUUGAGAGUGUGGCAACGUUUUUUGAUAACUCCCACAGUUACCACCAUAGACACCACCACGAGUCCAAUAUGGAAUUUGCCAUUUCCAGCAGUGACGAUUUGCAAUUUUAAUAAGGUCUAUCAACCCCAUGCAGAAGUAUUAGCCAACGAGCUAAUGAAAUAUGGAUUCAACCAGACGGAGAUAGACAAUUUUUUCAUAUCUCUACCAAAAUUAAUUCGAUCCGAGGAUGUCGCAAAUGAUUAUGCUCCAGUGAUGCGUACUUUGGCGCAUUUAAAUAUCCCAACGGAAGAGCUGAUGUUGAAGUUGAUGCAACCCUGCAGUAAGUUACUGGUAAGAUGUGCCUGGCUUGGACAAAUAUACGAUUGCAAAAAAUUGUUCAAAACAGCUAAAUCAAUCGAGGGCUAUUGCUGCUCCUUUAAUUACCAUGCAACAAUAUCACUGGAAAGCUCUCACGCUGACUACGAUCCGUCCACUGUAAUCAAAUCUAGCGUGAACGCCAGUAAAUCUAUUACCAAAGAAAAUAAUGAAAAUCUCAUAAACUAUCAAGACGAAUUUGAGUGGCUGCCAGGAAAGGAGGAAGUUCUUAUGGCACCUGGAGCCGGAAGAGACGUUGGUCUAGCGGUUGCUUUGAACGUUGAAACCAAAUAUUAUCGCGGUUCCAUAAGACCAUACGUAGGGGCCUCAAUAUUAAUUCACAGACCGUUCGAUUAUGCGGAAGUCGAUCUGCAAUCGACCGUGGUGGAGGAUGAUACUGAAUUAGCAAUAAUAUUAUCAGGAACUAUUGUGGAAAGUGUCAAGAGUGUACGUGACCUUACGUUGGAGCGUAGAAAUUGCUGGUAUAGCGAUGAAAUGAAACUGCGGAUAACGAACAGAUACAGCUUUGAGUCUUGCGUUACUGAAUGUAAAUUGAAUUACAUAAUAAAACUCUGUGAAUGCGCACCGUUUUAUUAUCCAAAGAUAUACGACAAAGUGAGAACCUGCGGUCUUAUGGAUUCUACUUGCAUAUGGACUUAUCAGAGAAUGUUAUCCACUUUGCAUACAAUCGGCACUACCCACUCAACAAAUAAUUCGUCUUAUGCCGAUUGCUCGUGUUUGCCGCAGUGCAGUGGUGAAUCUUACACGUUUAACACGGAACACGCAAAGCUGAUGGACGUACAAUACGAUUCCGCCAAUUUCCGUGAUAUGGUGAUGCGAAAUCACUCUAUGGUCUUCGUGAACUUUCGUGACAUCACGUGCCUGAAAUACCGGACCCAGUCAUUAAUGUCUUGGGAUGAUGUGCUUGCGUCCUUUGGUGGAAUUUUUGGUUUGUGUCUUGGUGGAUCCUUCAUCAGCGUCGUCGAGCUGCUUUACUAUAUCGUGAAAAGAAUCUUUUACGAGAGCUCGAGGGAACUAAAGUCUCAAAGAAAACAGGAAAUUGUGACGACAGAUAUUAUCACUCGAUCAAGGCGCAGGCCAGUGGUCAGUACCUCGCCAUAUUGGAGCAACAGGACAUUUGUCAAAAAAGAUUUUGACGGAGAAAUCAAUUCCGUUGCUCUGCACGAUAUAAAACGGUACAAACGUGACGUAAGGAGAAACGUACUUACGGCAAGGAAACAAUGGUAACGUAAUUUACCAAGUUAACGGAAUUAAGGUA